AUGACAACCCGCCGCGACUUUCUAGGCCAGCCGGCGCCGGAGAACUACGUGGCAGGUCUGGGUCGUGGUGCUACUGGCUUCACGACGCGAUCUGAUCUCGGCCCCGCGCGCGACGGCCCCAGCGACGACCAGAUCAAGGAGGCGCUGGCCAAGCGUGCCCAGCAGCUUGGACUCGCUCCAGAAGGUGGCGCCAAAAAGGGCAAGGACGAGGAUGAGAGCGGCGGCGGCGGCGGCGGCGGCGACGACGAGCGAUUCCAGGACCCGGACAACGAGGUAGGCCUCUUUGCAGGCGGUCUCUACGACAAGGACGACGAGGAGGCCGACAAGAUUUGGGAAUGGGUCGACGAGCGCAUGGACCGGCGCAAGCGCCAGCGCGAGCAGCGCGAGGAGGCCGAGCGCGACGAAUACGAGCGCAACAACCCCAAGAUUCAGCAGCAGUUUACCGACCUGAAGCGCGCCUUGGCCACUGUAUCGGACGACGAGUGGGCGAACCUGCCCGAAGUCGGCGACUUGACGGGCAAGAACAGGCGGAGCAAGCAGGCCCUACGGCAGCGCUUCUACGCCGUCCCCGACAGCGUCCUGGCCGCGGCGCGCGAUUCUACCGAGAUGGGCACAAUGGUUACGGAUGAUGGCGGUGCGUCCUCGAGCGGCGAGACGUCCGACGGCACCAUGACCAACUUUGCUGAAAUUGGUGCGGCGCGUGACAAGGUGCUGAAGUCGCGGCUGGAACAGGCCUCACGAUCCGGCAACGGCGAUGCCGCCAACGGCAGCUCUACGAGCAUCGAUCCCCAAGGCUACAUUACGAGUCUCAACAACAUGGUCAUGCCCGAGUCUGCCACGCAAGUUGGUGACAUCAACCGCGUGCGCGAGCUGCUGCAGUCAGUCGUCAAGACGAACCCCAACAACGCGCUGGGCUGGAUAGCGGCCGCCCGGCUGGAGGAGCUGGCCGGCAAGACAGGCGCCGCGCGCAAGACGAUUGACCAGGGCUGCGAGCGGUGCCCCAAGAGCGAGGACGCGUGGCUGGAAAAUAUUCGCCUCAACCAGGAGAGCAACAACGCCAAGAUUAUCGCGCGGCGGGCGAUCGAGGCCAACAAUCGUUCAGUGCGGCUGUGGGUCGAGGCGAUGCGACUGGAGCACAUCCCCAACAACAAGAAGCGCGUGAUCCGGCAGGCGCUAGAUCACAUCCCCGAGUCGGAGGCGCUGUGGAAGGAAGCGGUCAACCUGGAGGAGAACCCCGACGACGCCAAGCUGCUGCUGGCCAAGGCGACGGAACUGAUCCCGCUGUCAGUGGACCUAUGGCUGGCGCUGGCGCGCCUCGAGACGCCGGCCAACGCGCAAAAGGUGCUCAACCGGGCGCGCAAGGCUUGCCCGACGUCGCACGAGAUUUGGAUCGCAGCCGCCCGUCUGCAGGAGCAACUCGGCCAGGCGAACAAGGUCAACGUCAUCCAGCGCGGUGUCCAGGUGCUGGCCAAGGAGCAGGCGAUGCCCAAGCGCGAGCAAUGGAUCGCCGAGGCCGAGACGUGCGAGGCUGACGGCGCGACCAUCACCUGCGAAAACAUCAUCCGCGAGACGCUCGGAUGGGGCCUCGACGAGGACGACGACCGCAAGGAGACAUGGACCGAGGACGCGCGCAGCAGCAUCAACCGCGGCCGGUACGAGACGGCGCGCGCCAUCUACGCCUACGCGCUUCGCGUCUUUGUCAACAGUAAGACGCUGUGGCACGCGGCGGCCGACCUCGAGCGCGCGCACGGCUCGCGCGCGUCGCUCUGGCAGGUACUCGACAAGGCUGUCGAGGCGUGCCCGCACAGCGAGGACCUAUGGAUGCUACUGGCCAAGGAAAAGUGGCAGGCGGGCGAGAUGGACGGCGCGCGGCUCGUGCUCAAGCGCGCUUUCCAGCAGAACCCGAAUAACGAAGACAUUUGGCUCUCGGCCGUCAAGCUCGAGUCGGAGAGCGGGCACGCCGAGCAGGCGCGCAAGCUGCUCGCCGUCGCGCGCGAGCAGGCGCCCACGGACCGCGUCUGGACCAAGAGCGUCGUGUUCGAGCGCGUUCAUGGCGAUGCCGACGCCGCGCUCGACCUCGUUCUGCAGGCGCUUCCCCUCUUCCCCGCCGCGCCCAAGCUGUGGAUGCUCAAGGGGCAGAUAUACGAGGCGCUUGGCAAGACGGGCCUCGCACGCGAGGCCUACGCGGCCGGCGUCAAGGCCGCGCCGCGCUCUGUCCCUCUGUGGCUGCUGUACGCGCGCCUCGAGGAGGGCGCGGGGCUGACGGUCAAGGCGCGGUCGGUGCUUGACCGCGCCCGUCUCGCGGUGCCCAAGUCGCCGGAGCUCUGGUGCGAGUCGGUGCGUCUGGAGCGCCGCGCGGGUCAGCUCGCGCAGGCGCGGGCCCUCAUGGCGCGGGCCCUCCACGAGGUGCCCCGGAGCGGGCUCCUCUACGUCGAGCAAAUCUGGCACCUCGAGGCGCGCACGCAGCGCAAGCCGCGCAGCCUCGACGCCAUCAAAAAAGUCGACAACGACCCGGCGCUGUUUGUCGGCGUCGCGCGGCUCUUUUGGGCGGAGCGCAAGCUCGACAAGGCGCAGGCCUGGUUCGAGCGCGCGCUCGCGCUCGACGCUGCCCGCGGCGAUACGUGGGCCUGGUAUUACCGCUUCCUGGGCCAGCACGGGACCGAGGAGAAGCGCGCCGAGGUUGUGGCCAAGUGCGUGUCGUGCGAGCCCCGGUACGGCGAGACCUGGCCGGCCGUGGCCAAGAAGCCCGAGAACGCGCACAAGAGCGUCGAGGAGCUUCUCAAGCUGGUGGCUGAGGAGCUGGAUCAGUAA
Messenger RNA from Cordyceps militaris CM01, 2811 nucleotides. Its product is annotated as pre-mRNA splicing factor. Gene Ontology annotation, cellular component: U4/U6 x U5 tri-snRNP complex; catalytic step 2 spliceosome. NCBI's taxonomy places the organism in Eukaryota, Fungi, Ascomycota, Sordariomycetes, Hypocreales, Cordycipitaceae. Gene Ontology annotation, molecular function: protein binding. The transcript has a single exon. The coding region runs from base 1 to 2811 and encodes 936 amino acids. The record is from RefSeq and is a predicted model, not a curated record. Gene Ontology annotation, biological process: spliceosomal tri-snRNP complex assembly; mRNA splicing, via spliceosome.